AUGGCUUGUGUACCUCUUACAAGCAAUAAAAGAAAGUUUACUUUCGAAGCAACCGUGAAUCUGGAAUGCCUUAUGGCUGUUCCAUAUGUGAAUGCUGUAUUUUUCACGAAAAUGCGACUUUUAAAUAGCAGAAAUUAUAGCCAUUAUAGCAAAAGUUCCCAUACUUUCCAGUGCAAGGUUCGUAUUGACCCGGAUUCGAAUAUACUGGAAACUUCGUUCCCAAAGUAUCUGAAAUUUGUACUUUCCAUUGUUCAGGAAAGCGAAGGAGGCAAAUCGUUCCACAAAAUCGGCUUUGUAAUUGUGGAUCUCUCUUGUUUUGUUGCAAGUGGAUUCGUUCGAUGUCGACGACGAUACCUCCUGAAUGGCUACGAUGGAAACCGUCGAAGAGAUAAUUCCCUUCUUGUUGUCUCCUUCACUUGCCAACAAAACUUUGGAAGUACCUGUUUCAGGCUGUAA
This is a messenger RNA of Rodentolepis nana, 456 nucleotides long. Lineage: Eukaryota; Metazoa; Platyhelminthes; Cestoda; Cyclophyllidea; Hymenolepididae. The record is from the annotation of a GenBank genome assembly.